AUGCACGUUAUGAUACUUGUGAUAGCGAUAUCAGAGGACAGCUUCAAGGGUUUGUUGGUUAGUGGAUCCAUUAUCAAUUCCAAGUCCGAUAUUGUUGAGAAUCUGCUCGAGAAGGGAUUUUCGGACCUUGAUAAUCCUUGUACGAGCUCUCACAGCAGGAUGUUCUCUUAUCUGCGACCUCACCGGCGCACAUCGACCCCUUCAUCCCCGAAAUCAGAGGUGCCCAGUUUUGAGCCUCCGACACGUUCAGCGGACCAUGGUCAUCCGCCACGACUCCAAGAUGUUAAGUACGAAGAUGAACCAUCGCCAAUCUCUCCUUCACCUCACCUACCUCCAAUCGCACGAGUUUCGAGCGCGGGGUAUGGAAAUACAUUAGAGAAUUUGAGUUUCAGUGGGAAGAUAACUACACAUGGCCAUGAGCCGAGAGGGCAGAGCUGGGUGGAUGCGAAACUUAACAAUGCGCGGAAGAGAAGUUCGGAAAAUGGAACCAGCCAGAAAUCACCACUAUAUGCGAGCAAUCAGAGCCCUGAUUGUGCGGGAAAUGCAGGACCAGUUUCUACGAGGAAUACUGGAUUUGACCAUUCAAAAUCACAAUCCAAUGCCGUCUACGAUUCAAGUACGAAGAAGCAUGUUGGGCCGACCACCCCAGAUCUAGAUAUCAAGCCUACUGGGAGACGACCUACGGGUGCUCGAAUACCUUCCCCACCCCUCGAAGCGCCUCCUCCACAAUCAUCUAAAGGAAGGCUGAAGAUGUUAAACCCUAUGGCUCUUCUGGCUCGACGGAGAACUUCUCAAGCUAUAACUCAAUUAACUCCGGAAUCACUUACUACAAGUUUUAGCUCAAAGGAGAGUUUUGAUCCUCGAAUUAAAGGGACGGUUGUGCACGAUUUCAGUGCUCCAAGAGGACCGCGACGGAACGCAUCCCACAAUGAUGCCAGCGUUUCGGAUCCGACCAGAUCAUUCCAAAGAAGCCCUUAUGCAGAUUCGACCACGAGUGAAAAAGCAGGAAAUCAUACCCCGGUAUUUACCGAGAACUUUGAAGAGGAGCAAUAUCCUGCCGCAGGGCCUCAUGUACGGAAAGCUAACGACUUGUCUGAUCUCACUGCUCCGAAGCCCGCGUAUGCGCGAGAAGUUCAGAGACAAGCUGAUCAAGGCUCAGCUUCGAAAGUCACCGAUGAGUUGCAGACUGGAGACCUGAAGAGGUUGAGUGCACAAAAAGUCGCUCCAGAUGUUGUAUCCGGAGUACCACUAAAAGACGAAACCCCUGUUCCGAUCGAGUCGAAACGAAUAUCGGUUGGUCCUACAUCAACUCCACCUAAAGCACAUCCAUCGUCAAAAAAGGGCGGACGGGCACGAAAUGUAUCCGAUGCUUCAGCAAAAGAUGCCCUAAAACACAUGAAGAGUACGUCUUCGAGGUUUAGUUUCGAUAUGAUAGGAGCCGCGGAACAGGAAAGGUUACUUGAAGAUAGACAUCGCCAGAAGGCAAUGGAGAAAAAGAACGACCCGGACAAUAAUGACGACCAACAAAUUUAUGACGAGGACGAUGACUUUAACUAUGAUGAUAUGAUGGAUGAUGAUGGGUUGGAGGAGAGGAUACCCGGCGUCAACGCUGAUUAUGAUGAAGAAGAUGCAUUUGAAGGAUUCGAUGGUGGAUAUGAAGAUGAUGUACCGGGUAUCAACACUACUAGCCUGGAGGAAAUACAAGAAACAGAAGAACAGCAAGAGGUAGAACAAGCCGCGCCAGUUAAAGACGAAGCGCAACCAGAUCUGCUGGAUAGGAAUGUUGCAGGCUUUUCUAGUCUCAUGAGCCCGUAUACUCCUGGGGCUGCAACAACGCCUCGGGACUCUAAUGGACAAGUUAUUGGAUACGCUAUGACGAAAUACUCACCUUUUUUUCCGUCAGAACCACCUAAUUCAGUCUUCACACCAAUUUCUCCAGAUGGAAAUAUUUACCCUCCAGAUAAGCAACUGUCUGGGGAGCAAUCAACCUCAGAAGCGAAUCAUCAGGGUCUUGGUAUACUCACCCAGAAUCUACAUGAAUCACGGGAAGACGUCGUACAGCAGCAAAGUUCUAAGUCGACCUCGUUUCCUCCAAUUUCAGGACUAGAUGAUGAUGAUCUAUACUUUGACGACGGAAUGAUUGGUCUGGAGGGAGAAGCUGAUUCAGGUGAAAAUGCGGGCGCUUUUGAUGAAUCUGUAUUUGACAACAACGACACGGAUCAAUAUGGACGACCCAUAAAAGAUCAAUUUAUGGCUAGACAAACAUCUAAUACUGUUUCAACCAACGCUGCCGGCAUAUCAGAGGAAAUAAAAGAGGAUACACUCUCACCAUUGUCUCCGACGGUUAAUCGACCAGUUGGAGGUUUAGCACCACAACCAUCUUUCUCCGAAAACAGAGGCUCAGGCGCACCAGCUCAAACAAUAACUCAAUCUUUAACGCAAGAUAAGCUUGCUGAAUAUCAGGCUUCACUUGCGGCAGCUGCUUUUAGUGCAGCGGCCAGUGGAAAAUUCCGACGUGAUAGCACACAGAGUAUAUUUCACAUUGACUCGGAUCGCGAAGAAAAUCAACCUGACUUAGUUCCAGAUUCAGGUCAUACCUCUUCCCAAUAUGAACAUUUAUCCUCGUCUUAUGAUGACUUUGAUUACGACGAUGCACUAGAAGAUGAUGAAUUCAUCGCUGCUGCCAAUGCAGAAGCGCUGGCUAAUGAUCAGGAUGGAUUUUAUGGUCAAGAAUUUGGGUUUUACUCGCAUCCUGCAGCUAGCUCGGCAGAAUAUAUAAAUGGUGGGUAUUUUGGUCCAAGGGGAAUGGAUGAAUAUUCGAAUCGUAAUUCCUUCAUGUCGAUUUCACAUCUACAUGCCCCGUCAGGUAGUUCUCCGAUGAUUAGUCCAGGGUUAGCACAGUUGAUGAUUGCGGAAGAUUAUCAGAGGGCUUCGGAUAUGAGCUUGGAAGCAUUGUUGAAGUUGAGGAGUCGGGCAUGGGGUGGGAGUCAGGCUAGUGUGAAGAGUCUGGGCAGUAAUGGGAAUGGAAAUGGCAGCCCGAAGAGUGUCGAUGGGGGUGGUAGUCCUGUGGCUGGAGGACCAUUUGUACAACCACCUUGGGGACACCGCAGGAAGAGUAGCGCGUUUAAUCUUGUAAGUGAAGAGGCGGAGAGAGAGGUUGAGGAUACGGGAAAUUUGAAUACGAAUCUAUCGUCGCCCGAAUUGGAAGAAAAGCAAGCGCCGGCGAGAGAUUUAUCAUCAGGAAAUGAACAUGAAGGAGAUGUCGAAAAAGUUAGGAGACCAUCAUAUACCAAACAACACAAAUCCAACGCGAGCGCGGAGUCUAUCAGCUACUCCAAAGAGGACGAUCCGAUCAAAGGCGAGAGAUGGGUAUUAGAAAGGAGAAGAACGGCCGAUAGCGGGGAGGUGGAAGUCUUGGGUCGGGAGGUCCUGAAUGGUGGUGCUAUUUAA
Molecule: messenger RNA, 3450 nt
Organism: Sclerotinia sclerotiorum 1980 UF-70
Lineage: Eukaryota; Fungi; Ascomycota; Leotiomycetes; Helotiales; Sclerotiniaceae
Exons: 4
Coding region: 1-3450 (1149 amino acids)
Source: RefSeq, a predicted model, not a curated record